AUGUUGAUGAUGUUCUCUCCAGCAUAUGUUAUGGUAAUGAACCUAAUGGUGAUGGAUAUGAUGAUGGUAUCAUUACUGGAUGCUCAUGGGCAUAGAAGUUGCAUCGAAAGCGAAAGGAAAGGAUUGCUAGAGCUCAAGGCCUAUCUCAACAUAUCCGAGUAUCCGUAUGAUUGGCCUAAUGACACGAACAGCGACUGUUGCAAAUGGGAAAGAGUCAAGUGUGAUCUUACCAGCGGGCGUGUGAUUGGCCUCUUCUUGAUUGAUACAUAUUAUCCUCCUCCCCUACUAAAUCUUUCCUUCUUCUAUCCAUUUGGAGAAUUACAAACUCUAAAUUUAAGUAAUUUCUGGUGUCAAGGCUGGUUCGAUCAUAUCCAUGGUUAUAAAAGCUUUGAGAGAUUAAAAAAUCUUAAGAUCCUUGAUCUUAGUGAAAACGGCAUAAAAAUUCUCAGUAAUACUGUCUUACGAUUUUUAAAUUCGGCUUCUUCGCUUAAAACGUUAAUUCUUCAUGGAAACAAUAUGGAAGGUACUUUUCCAAUGAAAGAACUUAAAAACUUGAGAAAUCUAGAACUACUAGAUCUAAGUAAAAACGAAUUUGUUGGACCAGUUCCAGAUUUGGUAAAUUUUCAUAACCUUCAAGGUUUGGACUUGAGUGAUAACAAAUUUUCUGGCUCACUGGAUAACAAAGGGCUUUGUCUACUGAAAAAUUUACGCGAGCUUGAUCUAAGUCAAAACAAAUUUACAGGUCAAUUUCCUCAGUGUUUUGAUAGCUUGACUCAACUCCAAGUUCUUGAUAUCUCUUCAAACAAUUUCAAUGGGACAGUUCCAUCUCUUAUCAGAAAUCUUGAUUCUAUUGAGUAUUUAGCUCUCUCAGAUAAUGAGUUUGAGGGUUUCUUUUCUUUCGAGUUAAUCGCCAACCUCUUGAAGCUCAAGGUAUUCAAACUUUCAUCAAGAUCUAAUUUGCUGCAUCUAAAAAAGUUGACCUCCUUACAGCCAAAGUUUCAGCUAAGUGUCAUCGAGCUACAGAAUUGCAACUUGGAAAAUGUUCCAAGCUUUAUUCAACACCAGAAGGAUUUGCGUGCGAUUAACCUCUCCAACAACAAGUUGACUGUAGCAUUUCCCUUUUGGCUUUUGGAGAAAUAUCCAAAUCUUCGGGUUUUGCUUUUGCAGAACAACUCUUUAACCAUUCUUGAGUUGCCAAGAUUACUUAAUCAUAGUUUGCAGAUUUUGGAUUUAUCAGCUAAUAGUUUUGAUCAACGUCUUCCAGAGAAUAUUGGAAAGGUUCUUCCAUAUCUAAAGCACUUGAAUCUUUCGAAUAACGGGUUUCAAUGGAUAUUGCCAUCGUCAUUUGGUGAGAUGAAAGAUAUUAAGUUCUUGGACUUAUCUCAUAAUAAUUUCUCUGGCAGUCUACCAAUGGAAUUUCUUAUUGGUUGUUGUUAUUCAUUGCAUACUUUGAAGCUUUCAUACAACAAAUUCUUUGGCCAAAUUUUCCCAAAACCAACAAACUUUGGGAGUUUGGUCGUGUUGAUUGCGAAUAACAAUCUAUUUACUGGGAUCGCAGAUGGAUUGCUUAACUCGAAAUCUCUAGGAGUGCUCGACUUGUCGAAUAACUAUCUACAAGGUGUCAUUCCAAGUUGGUUCGGGGGCUUUUUUUUCGCCUAUCUUUUCCUCUCCAAUAAUCUUUUGGAAGGUACCUUGCCAAGUACGCUUUUCAACAUACCUACAUUUAAAAUUUUGGACCUUUCUGGAAAUAAGUUUUCGGGGAACUUACCUUCGCAAUUCAAUGGUAUGAAUAUGAGUCUAUUAUAUCUCAACGACAAUGAGUUCAGUGGGACGAUUCCAAGUACAUUGAUAAAAGAUGUUUUGGUACUCGAUCUGCGAAAUAACAAAUUGUCCGGGACUAUCCCGCACUUUGUCAAGAACGAGUUUAUCCUCUCUCUUUUGUUGAGGGGUAACACAUUAACGGGUUAUAUACCUACUGAUCUUUGCGGUCUAAGAAGCAUUAGGAUCUUGGAUCUUGCCAACAACAAAUUGAAGGGAACUAUACCAUCAUGUCUCGACAAUGUAUCAUUUGGAAGGAGGUUAGACUAUGAGGUUAAUGGCGACAAAUUACCAUUUGAAAUCAAUGACGAUGAAGAAUUGGCGGUGUAUUCUAGGUUAUUGGUUUUACCACGUGAGUAUCAUUCUUCAGACUACACGGGCAUUUUGAUGUUCAAUGUUGAAUUUGCAUCAAAGAGUAGGUAUGAUUCUUACACUCAAGAAAGUUUCACCUUUAUGUUUGGACUUGAUCUGUCAAGUAAUGAACUCGGUGGUGACAUACCAAAGGAGCUCGGAGAUCUUCAGAAAAUACGUGCUUUGAAUCUGUCUCAUAAUUCCUUAUCAGGAUUAAUACCUGGAAGCUUCUCCAAUCUAACGGAUAUUGAGAGCAUUGAUCUUUCGAUUAACGCCUUGCGCGGACCGAUACCUCAAGAUCUAUCCAAGUUAGACUAUAUGGUUGUAUUCAAUGUGUCGUACAACAACCUAUCAGGCUCCAUUCCAUCACAAGGCAAAUUCUCUACUUUGGAUGAAACCAACUACAUUGGUAAUACUCUUCUCUGUGGAUCAGAUAUAAAUAGAAGUUGUGAUGAUAACAGCACUACUGGGUUCUUUGGAUCUGAUGCUCAAAGCGAGGAUGAGGAAACAACGAUCGAUAUGGACAUUUUCUACUGGAGUCUAGCCGCCACCUACGGUGUAAAAUGGAUCACAUUUAUUGUGUUUCUUUGCUUUGAUUCACCUUGGCGCCAAGAAUGGCUUCGUCUUGUUGAAGCUUUUAUCAAUUUUUUUUUUUUUUGA
Messenger RNA from Arabidopsis lyrata subsp. lyrata, 2829 nucleotides. RefSeq names its product probable inactive leucine-rich repeat receptor kinase XIAO. The record is from RefSeq and is a predicted model, not a curated record. Lineage: Eukaryota; Viridiplantae; Streptophyta; Magnoliopsida; Brassicales; Brassicaceae. Gene Ontology annotation, molecular function: protein binding.